AUGUCAACCAAGAUUAUAAUUAGGAGAAAGGAAGAUAAGUUUCAAUGGACUCAGACUGAUGAGGCUAUCACUCUUUACUUUCCAGUGAGGAAUGUCCUCCUCAAGAAUGUAGAUGUUCUCUACACCCCUGAGUUCAUUAAGAUCAAUGUAACGAGUAUCAGAUACAUCGCCAUUGUUGAUUUCGCAAAUCUAAUUGACAAUGAAAAUAUAAAGAAUAAGGUUUUUCUUCAGGAUGAAGGACUGGAAGUGUAUUUGAUGAAGGCUGAGAGUGCAAAGCAUCACUGGGAUGACAUCUCUCUAAAAGGCUUAACUAGGGAGUAGCUUAUUAAGAGAAGGGAAGAGUCAUUGAAUAGACAUUACAAGAGAGAGGAGGAAAAGUUUAAGGAAGCAGCUGAUCUAAAAAUCAAGAUGGACAAGCAUGUUGUAGAUUAGCAGAUGAAACUAGAAGAUUAUCAAAGAAAGUAGUUGAAGCAGAUUAAAGAAGAGUAGAAAUAACUUGCAGAAAAUGAGUUGUACCAUGAAUUAGAUUCACUAGAGCAGAAGAAUAAGUAGCUGCUAUAGUAGAAAUAAUAGAUCUAGUAGUAAAAUUAGUUUGGUCAAGAGCACUAGAAUAAAGAGAACCAAAAUAAAACUAUCAAUAAGAUUACUGCUCCUAUUGUAGAUAGUACGAGCAGUACAAAGAACUACAGCUUUAAGCAAUCUAGCAAAGAUAAAGAUAUAUUUGGAGAUGAUGAUGAAAUAGAAACAGUACCUUCAAACUACAAUUUCUAGAAUAAUCUUAGAAGUCAGUAAUAGCCCCCAGUUUAAAAUGAGAAAGACCUGCAUAGUUAUGUUGAAGAGAUUACUGAGGAGGAAGCUUAAAUCAUUGAGCAAUAAAUUAAUCAGGUUGAGCCUGAACCAGUAGUGCCAGAGGUAAGAAAUAAACAAGAUGUCAAAGUUCCAUUCACUGAAAAGAAAUUCCCUCAUCUUCCAGCUAGAGAGUCAUAACUGAAGGAGCCACCUUAUCCAAAAUCAAAGCAAAUUGUAAAAAAGAAGGAUGAUGUAUACAUUGAUAUUGAGGAUAAAGACCCAGUGUGGCUUAAGGAUAAAGGAGAUCACUUUUUUAAGAGAAAUGAUUAUUACUCAGCUGCAAAUGCCUACACUAAAGCACUUGAAUUUGACAAGGAAUUUUUAAUGGGCAGACUCAAUAGAGCAACUGCAUUUAUUAAGAUGAGAGCAUUUUAAAAUUGUGUUGAUGAUUGUGGUGAUAUCGAAACUUAAAUUUUGGCAUUGAAGGAAUCUGAAUUAGAAGAUGAAUUUUACCAAAAACUUUUAGCUAGAAUGUAUGUAAAGAGAGGAGCAGCCUGCUCAUGGCUCUCGAUGUUUGAUAAAGCUGUUGAAGAUUUAACAAAAGCCAUUACAUAUAAAGGGAUAUUCACCGAUUUAGAAAUAUACGAAAUUUAAUAGGAUAUUGAAAAAAUAAAAAUAAGACAGAGAUCAUAGACGAUAAAGUAAGAAGGAGACGAAAAAUUUGUUUCUAAUGACCUUGAUGGCGCUUUACAAUCUUAUCACGAGGCAUUAAAACUUGAUGAUAAGAAUGAGUAUGCACACGCUAACAUUGGUCUAAUUCAUUUGAAGAGAUCAGAUUAUUAAUAAUGCAUUGAACAUUCUACUAAAGCUCUUGAUAUCUUAGAGCAUUUUAUGAAUGAGACUAAAUCGUUCUAAAGAGAUAAUAGGCUUGAAGUGAAAGUUCUACUCAGAAGAGGGAAAUCAUAUGAAAUGCUUGAAUAAAUUGAACAAGCAAAAGAUGAUCUUGAUAAGGCUGUCAGCUUAGAGCCACAAAAUGGUGAGGCAAAGACACUUCUUAAAAAAGUUCAAGAAAAAUUGGACACUAUGUUGUUCGAACAGUACAAUAAAUAAGCCAACGAUUAUCAAAAGCAAGCUAAUUUUGCAGGAGCUUUGGAGUUCUACGAAAAAUGUCUUAAGUUGACUAGAAAAGUUACUAGCCUUGAAAACAUUGCUGUAUAUGUAAACAAGAUUGCUUGUUUACUUUCAUUGGAGAAGCAUGAUAGAGUUGUGACUGAAUGCAAUGAUGCUCUUAGACUUAUUAAAAAUUUCAAAAAUAGGAACGAGUAAAAUCAACCAGCAGAAGAAAAGAAAAGAUUGCAUCAGAUGGAGAUUAGAGUAUCAGUAAGAAGAGGAAAUGCUUUAGCAAAGUUAAAUAGAAUCACCGAUGCUAUCUAAGAAUACGAGAAAGCACUAAAGCUAGAUCCUUAAAAUGAAACUAUUAUCAGAGACUUAGAUGUACUUAGAAAGGGUAUAUGA
Stylonychia lemnae is the source of this 2304-nucleotide messenger RNA. NCBI's taxonomy places the organism in Eukaryota, Ciliophora, Spirotrichea, Sporadotrichida, Oxytrichidae. The record is from the annotation of a GenBank genome assembly.